CUCACCACCGCCACCCACCGCCCAUCGCCAUGUCUGCCGCCGUCGACACCCCCAAGCCCGCCGACCAGCCAGAGCUGGCCGGCACCACGGAGCCUGCCCCCGCCCCGGUCCUGGCUGCCGACAACGCUGCUGCCCCCGUAGAGGAGCCCAAGCAAGACGACGCUCCCAAGGCCGAGGCCGAGGCUGCUGCUGAGGAGGCCAAGGAGGAGGCCAAGGCUGAAGAAGCCAAGGACGAGCCCAAGGAGGACAAGGUCGUCGAGCCCAUCUACAGCGGCGCGCUCGGCUACAAGGCGCCUGGUCUGAAGAACGCCUUCCGCUUUGCCAAGAAGUACUUCUGGUUUGGCGAGGAGCCCGUUCCUGCUGAGAACCUGGGCGAGUACCUCCGCGGCGAGAAGCCCGAGGUUGCUCACCCCACCGUCGCCUGGUCCAGCCAGACUGGAAAGGGGCUGCUUUUCUUCGUCAAGCACGCCGACAAGAAGGACCACCCCGCCGGCGUCCUCAACCUGGCCUACGCGACCGACCUCGCCAAGGACGGUGCUGUUGCUUUUGCUUUCAAGCUCUCGGGCCACAAGCACACGUUCGAGGCCUCGACUGCUGCUGAGCGCGACGGAUGGUUCGUCGCCGUCGAGAAGGCCAUCACCGAGGCCAAGGCAUCCAAGGACGGAGUCGAGUCGAGCGAGGGUUACAAGGAGGCCAAGGAGAAGAUUGGCAAGCCCACCACGCUAGCGGGCGCUACCGCCCCCAAGCUCGCCGAGGGAGAGACUGCCGGCGAGUCUUCGACCGCCCCAGUCCGCACUGGAUCUUCGUCCAGCUCGUCUUCGGAUGAGGCCAAGGCAAAGAAGGCCAGCAAGAGCAAGUCGCGCUCCGUGUCGCGCGGCAAGCGCACGAGCCUGCUCGGAGGAUUACUCGGCAAGAAGGACAAGGAGCACAAGGGCGAGAGCGAGGCCGUCAAGGAGGAGCCUGAGCACAAGACCGAGGAGCCCGCUGCCACUGCUCCCCACCUCGACGAGAUCCCCACGACUGCUCCCGUUGAUGCCAACGACGUUGUGAAGCCGGCUGAGGAGUCGACCGCCGAGCCUGCUGCCGCUGCCGCCGCUCCCGUCGAGGAGGCUCCCAAGGCCGAGGAGACUGCCGUCCCUGCUGUCGCUGCCGAGAAGCCCAAGCCCACUAAGCGUGCCUCCAUCUUCGGCACCUUUGUUGAGAAGCUCAAGUCGCCCACGACGGAGAAGAAGGAGGCUGAUGCUGGCCUCGCCGCCACUCCUGUCAAAGAGACUGAGACGGCUGCUGAGCCGACCGAGGAGGCGGCUGCGGCUCCCUCUGCCAACGAGGCUGCGGCUGCUGAGCUGAACAAGGACGAGACCAAGCCCGCCGUUGCCACCAGCACUCCCUCCAAGGAGAAGGAGCACUUUAGCUUCGGCAAGCUUUUCGGUUCCAAGGACCGCGCCAAGUCGCCCGCUGCUCAGGACAAGGUCCCUGAGGCCAAGACGGAUGCUGCUCCUCAGAUUGAGGACAAGGCCGCCGAGGCUCCUGCUGCUGCUGCUGCUGCUGCCGCCGCCGACGUGCCUGAGGCGACUCCGGCCGUCGAGGCCAAGGCCGAGACUGAGGAGCCCAAGCAGGACAAGCGAAAGUCCUUCUUUGGCAACCUCGGCCGCUCUCUCAGCAAGGCGGCUGGCAACAAGAACCAGGGCAACAAGGAGAAGAAGGAGGCUGCCGCUGCCCCCGCGCCCGCUCCGGUUGUUGAGGAGGAGGCUGCUCCGGCGGCCGCGCCCGUUGCCGAGGAGGCCAAGGAAGAGAUGCCCGUGCCCGCUGCUGCCGUUGCAGAUGUCCCCGCUGAGAACAGUGUGGGCGAUGCUUCGAAAAGCGCCAACCCGACUGUCGCUACAACUGCGUGAAGUGUGGUGGGAGGAUGUCAGCCUCUGCAACGACAGCCAUGACGGAAUGACGGAAAAGCAAAGACACCGUACAUCCCUUGUUUGACCGUACGGCCAACACCGAUACCCCCCGGGUGCACGUCUGCUCUUGACGAGAUUGCAGAGGUGCACUUGGACUCUUUAUUUUCUUUGUUCUAGUCGCCUGCCUGCGUUUUCAUUGCAUUUGGACCAACUCCUCGUCGCUCUCUACCCCGUGGAUCACCAUGUGUGUGGCAUUGACAUGUAGGAGGCGUCCAUUUCUUGGCUGUUCUGUGCUUCAUGCCCACUGCUUGUUUAGACUGAUACCACUGUACCUGUUUCUCUCCUUUUUCUCUUUUGAUACCAUUUGCUGAUUUUAUCGCGCAAUACCCCGGAUACCCUCUGCGUACAGCCUUGUCGGGCGUACACAAGCGGCCACUAGGGCACACAUCGACGUACUAAUACCUAAUACACUGUCGUUUGCU
Messenger RNA from Exserohilum turcica Et28A, 2374 nucleotides. RefSeq lists its product as uncharacterized. The record is from RefSeq and is a predicted model, not a curated record. Bases 30 to 1892 code for a protein of 620 amino acids. The transcript has 5 exons. Lineage: Eukaryota; Fungi; Ascomycota; Dothideomycetes; Pleosporales; Pleosporaceae.